Molecule: messenger RNA, 981 nt
Organism: Capsicum annuum
Lineage: Eukaryota; Viridiplantae; Streptophyta; Magnoliopsida; Solanales; Solanaceae
Exons: 4
Coding region: 1-981 (326 amino acids)
Molecular function (GO): zinc ion binding
Source: RefSeq, a predicted model, not a curated record
AUGGGUGACUAUAAUUUGGAAUUUGAGAGAAUUUCAGAUUAUAAAGAUGAGUUGUUAAGAUCAAAUCCAGGUAGUACAUGUGUAUUGAAGCUUCAUGAUGAAACAUUUGAAGAUGGUAGAAAAAUAUUUCAAGGUUUCUACAUAUGUGUUGAUGCAAUGAAGAAGUCCUUCCUAGCUGGUUGUAGGAAGUGCAUUGGUUUGGAUGGAUGCUUUUUAAAAGAAGUAACAAAAGGGCAGUUAUUAGUUGCUGUGUGUAAAGAUGGUAACAAUAAAUGUUGCCACUGGCAUGAGCAGUGGAUUGUAAAAGAAGAUCUUCAGCUGGGAGAUAGGACAGAUUUGACAGUGAUAAUAGACAUGCAAAAGGGAUUAGAAAUUGCUGUAACUGAAUAUUUACCAAAUGUUGAACAUAGAAUGUGUGCAAGGCAUGUCCUUGCAAACUGGUCAAAAGAUGCUAUAUGUAGAGGUAUUGAGAAGAAAAAAUAUUUUUGGAGGUGUGCAAAAUCUACCUUUGAGGCUGAUCUUAGGGACAACAUUAGGCAUAUGAAGAUGUUAGGGGGAGAAGAAAUACUAGAUAAGUUGAUGUAUUUUAAUCCAGAGAGAUGGAGCAAGAUUUUAGGAGCUAGGCAUAAGACUAUAAUUACAAUGUUAGAGGAUAUAAGGGUAAAAAUGAUGAAAAGAGUGGGACAAAUGAGGGAUUUUUGUGAAACUUGGAUCAGUGACAUUUCUCCAAUGGCUAUGAAAAUGUUAAAUGAUAAUACAACAAGGUCGAUGAAGUGCAACAUAGAAUGGAAUUCUGAUACAGGGUAUGAGGUGCUUGAUAGAGGAUAUAGGCAUAUUGUGGAUCUUGCUAGACAAUAUUGCAGUUGUAGAGCAUGGAUGUUGAAAGGCAUACCGUGUCCUCAUGCAGUGGCUGCUCUUCACCACAAAAAAUUGGAACCAAUAACUACAUCUCUCACUGGUACAAUAGAGAAACUUACAUGA